Drosophila hydei is the source of this 1637-nucleotide messenger RNA. It is a transcript of the gene Es2, whose product is annotated as splicing factor ESS-2 homolog. NCBI's taxonomy places the organism in Eukaryota, Metazoa, Arthropoda, Insecta, Diptera, Drosophilidae. The transcript is spliced from 2 exons. Gene Ontology annotation, cellular component: catalytic step 2 spliceosome. The record is from RefSeq and is a predicted model, not a curated record. Bases 130 to 1620 code for a protein of 496 amino acids.
AAUGGAAAACCAUCGAUAUACUCGAUGAAACCAUUUCUAAUUUGGCAGCUUUAGUUAGUUUGUUUAAUACGUGCUUCCUUUUUUAAUUAAAGCCGUGUACUAACAAUAUUGUGUACUGUGUUCGGUACAAUGACUGAUACACCGAAAACACCCAACACUCCUGGCAGUCGGGCCAUGGAAGUUGCCAAAGUGCAGGACCGUGAACUAGCGCAAUUUAAAAUGCCAUUGCCAAGCAGUGGGGACGGACGCAAACAUAAGCCAAAGAUCCUGACGGAGGAGCGCUACAUUGAGGAGAUGUCCAAGAUUAUACAGCGUGAUUUCUUCCCUGACUUGGAACGGCUGCGAGCACAAAACGACUACCUCGAUGCAGAGUCGCGUCGCGAUUUCCUGCAAAUGGCUGAAAUACGUGCGCGUUACAGUUUGGGUCGUGCCUCCGGCACUGGUAACAGACGCAAUAGCCGCAACAAUGCGAUGUCACCAGCAACAUUUGAGACGCCAUUGAGUACAGCUAACGCAGGUUCAACUCCGCUUCCAAACACACCGCACUCCACCGCCAGCAGCCAAAAGAGCAGUGCCAGUAAAAACAGUGCUGAAGGUGGCUGCCAGGAUGCCAUUGGGCGUAAAAUGUCGCUGGACAGCUUUCUACAUAACUACACAAGCGAGGACAAUCAAAGCUUUCAGGAAAUCAUCGAGACAGCCGAGAUGAAACUGCGCCAGAAGUAUGCAGUUCUCUACAAUCAUGAGCAGCUGUCCACUGAGCAGCUGCAGCGAGCGUUACUGCUGCCCAGCCUUGAGCAGCAAUUCGAUACACCCGAUCCACUGCGCAAAAUUGAGACCUGGAAGUACACCAAUAAGAACUCUGUUAUGUACGUGCCGGAUGGCGUCGAAAUGUCCGAGCAAGAAAAUGUUAAGCACCAAGAACGCAAACCCACUAUUCGACACGAUGCUACAAGACUGCCAACAACGUGCGAUACGGAGACGCAAGCCAGCCAUCCAGACGCCAAUGCCAACCGGAACGCAACUGGCGAAGAGGCCAGCACAAGCACGCCUCGAAUUCGGGGAUUUGAUUUGUUGCGUUCACCGUCGCCACGACCCGGCAAAGCGUUCUCUCCGAUCAUGACCUGGGGCGAGAUUGAUGGCACGCCCUUUCGUCUCGAUGGCGGCGACACGCCGCUGCGCAACAUGCCUGGACCCUCGUUUCACAUCAAUGAGAACUCACGCAGGGAGAACAUUGCCAUUGCGCUCGCCGAAAAGGUUAGCGAAAAGAUGCGCAACCAGAAGCAGCAGGCUCUCAACACAGCUCGUCGCAACAUCGGAUCACCUUUCGUACGCUCCAGCAUAGAGCGUUUAGCGAGCAUGUCGCCAGCCGCUCGACGCCUUGCCACUGGCAAGCUGGGGCUACGCAAUCACACUCCGCUGCUGACGCCUUCGCCAGCGACGCGCAAGCGCAAGGCGCCCAGUGUGGUGCGCACAAUGCCACCAAUGACUAACAGCAAACAUAUUCCUGGCAAGGGUACGCCCAGCAACGCUCCCACGCCCAUAGAUACGGGCUCCACUCUCACAGAUGACCUGCUCAAAAUUCCAGCGAAAAGACGCAGCGCUGCAGCAGAUUUCUUUUGAAUUAUUCGAAUUGUUUC